AUUUCUUUCUGACUUUCCGUUCGAACAGAAGAGCUAAACUUCCAUUCCCGAGCUUCAGUAGCAGACGAAGAAGAAGAAGGAGGAGGAGGAAGGAAAGGAAAGAAUAAGAAUAAUGCCGAAGAGAACAACACACACGUACUCUAGCGAAGAUGCAGCUCCCGACGGUCCCGAUUCUGACCUCUUCGUUUAUUACUGCAAGCACUGUGGAUCUCACGUCCUCAUUACUGAUACCCAGUUGCAGAAAAUGCCAAAAAGGAAGACUGACAAAGCAUAUGUUUUGGACAAGAAUAAACAUCUUGCACGAUUGAACAUUGCUGAGGCUGGAAAGGUUCUUCUGAAGCGGGGUGAAGGGAAAUUGGAGAAGCAGUUCCGAUUGAACUGUCUUGGAUGCGGACUUUUUGUCUGCUAUCGUGCUGAGGAAGAUUUGGAAUUUGCUUCUUUUAUUUAUGUUGUUGAUGGUGCGUUAAGUACGGUUGCCGCGGAGACCAACCCGCAGGAUGCUCCUGUUCCACCCUGCAUAUCGCAGUUAGAAGGCGGACUAGUUCAAGUGGCUAUAGAAGUGGAAGAUCGUGCGCAACGCUCAGCAAUCACAAGAGUGAAUGCUGAUGAUGUUCGAGUGACUGUAGCUGCACCUGCUGCCCGUGGAGAAGCGAACAACGAACUUUUGGAAUUCAUGGGCAAAGUGUUGGGUUUGAGGUUGAGCCAGAUGACUCUUCAAAGGGGAUGGAAUAACAAAUCAAAACUCCUUGUGGUGGAGGAUAUGUCUGCCAGACAAGUUUAUGAGAAACUUCUGGAGGCUGUGCAGCCUUGAAGCUGCAGGAACUACAUCUUGGUGUCUCAAAACUAAAGAGAAAUUCGAAACCCAACAACUGUAAUUUGAUUUCCGAAAAGAAAAAAAAAAAAGUUUAUUUAUUUUGCCAAUCUUCCAUUAGAUACCAUAAAUGUAUUGCUAAAAAAGUUUAUUUAUGUUGCAAAAGCACAAAUGUAUUUACCUUUGCAGCAUUUUACUAGUAUGAUCAAGCACGU
Messenger RNA from Morus notabilis, 1026 nucleotides. Its product is annotated as UPF0235 protein At5g63440. The record is from RefSeq and is a predicted model, not a curated record. Bases 113 to 811 code for a protein of 232 amino acids. Lineage: Eukaryota; Viridiplantae; Streptophyta; Magnoliopsida; Rosales; Moraceae. The transcript has 7 exons.